This is a messenger RNA of Emericellopsis atlantica, 1553 nucleotides long. RefSeq lists its product as uncharacterized. The record is from RefSeq and is a predicted model, not a curated record. The transcript has a single exon. NCBI's taxonomy places the organism in Eukaryota, Fungi, Ascomycota, Sordariomycetes, Hypocreales, Bionectriaceae. The annotation marks the transcript as partial.
CAUGAGACAACAAUAUGACUCGGUAUCAAUGGAGUACUGGCCCUCCAGUGACCGCAGGUCACCAGGCCCAGCUCGGAUCUGCAAGCACCCAGACAUCGCCUACAAGCUAGAAGCUGCAUCUAUCAAGCAUUCGCCGGCCUGGUUCGAGGCUUGGGGCGGCACCAUCCUCGGAUGGAUCUUGGUCGUGCUGCUCACGCUCUUCCAAGUGGGCAUCUUCGCCAUAGGAAUAGCCAUGGUCUACACCACCGAGGCCAGCAUCGACGAGAGAAGUCCCGAUUUCGCCCUUUACAAAAACUCCCGCUUCCACGAAUGCGUCAAUACCACACCUGAAAGCGUGGACUGCACCUUGCUGCAGGGGAAUGCGAUCGAUACGUCCACCGAGGGAGAUGAACAGAAUCACUUCUUGAUGGAUAUGGUGUUUCACGACUAUCGAAACAACACUGCUGAUCAUCCUACAUAUACAUGGUGCGAAAUGGUCAGCUGCCUGAAGGACUUCAAGGUGCUUCCGACAACUCUGCGUCCGUCAGCUCUACAGCUCCCCAGUCUGAAGACGUGGUUCCAAUGCAAUAUCCAAGCAAUCGUCGGAGCAUGGGCUGCUCGCACCUGGAUAGGCUCACAGUCACGGCAGUCUCGGUCAGCAUGCAAGGGAAUAAGCAUCAAGGACUGGGGACCGGCUGUCUACACCAUCGGCGCCACAGUGUACUGGUGGGUGGAUUUCAUCCGCUGGUGUACCAGGCCAGAAUAUCAGGCCUUUGUCUCCGUCAUUGGAUGGAUCUCCGUUUGGACGUUGGCAUACAAAAUGCGAUAUCAUCCAUUCUCUUGCAUAUUCAAAGAGGACUCGAGGUGGCACAAGGUCCUGUCUGGGAUCCUGUGGACUACAACUGUCGUCCAGUGGAUUAUCAGCUGUUACCUCCUGAGCCGCUACUGGGAAGAAUUCUUUCCCCCAAGAAUCGACUUUGCGCAGAGAUAUGACUGCGUCCAGUCACAAGUGGCUUCUGCACCGGGGCAGUCGUCGUGCACUCCGGACCAGCUCUGUUCAAUCCCGUGGUUAUUGAGCAAUCCUGGGUGGAACGGUUGGUUUAUGGAGCCUGAAUCCCCGAAUUUCUUUGCCCAAUACGACGUUGCAAACAUCAUGCUUGCACUUUUAUUCUUCUUCUCGACGUUUACGUUUGUGGCUGUCCCACUGAUCACCGCCGUCACAAGGACUUAUGCCAUUCUCCGUCCUGACCGGCAUCCCGAAAGAUCGGCUUUCGGCGAUUUGGUCUACUUCAAUGAUGAGGUGGGGGGUCCUGUCAUAUCAGGAGCUGUGGCUGCGCUCGCUACCCUCUGCAUUGGGGCCCUCUUGCUUGGUCACACACCGUUAACAUGGAACUCGAUCGACAGAGAAGGGUCAAUCGCUUACGACUUGGAUUGUACUGCGGUCCAUGUCAUUGCUAGUCCGUGGAGGCAGUAUAUGGAUAUUGAGUACGGCCGCGUUUUGAGAUUCGUCAGGAUGUGGUUUAAUAUCUGAGGCUGGAAAGGCAGGCCGAAGGCGAGAAGAACAAAGACUGCGG